This is a messenger RNA of Ilex paraguariensis (yerba mate), 1587 nucleotides long. The record is from the annotation of a GenBank genome assembly. NCBI's taxonomy places the organism in Eukaryota, Viridiplantae, Streptophyta, Magnoliopsida, Aquifoliales, Aquifoliaceae.
AUGACUAUGAUGACUCCUCAACCGUUGGAUGGGUUAAGGCUAGGGUUUGCUGGAUCAGAGCAACAAGAAGACGAGGAGAUGCUGGUGCCGCACACGGAAUUGGUUGAGGGUCCGCUGCCCUUGGAAGGUCCACUGCCAUUGGAAGGUCCUCAGCCCAUGGAAGUAGUAGCAGCACAAAGAGAAACUGCUAAAACAGUGGAGAACCAAGCAGUUGAUGAGCCCCAAGCGUCUAGGUUUACGUGGACAAUUGAGAAUUUUUCUAGGUUGAAUGUCAAGAAGCUUUACUCCGACAUAUUUACUGUUGGUGGUUAUAAAUGGCGGGUGCUUAUUUUUCCAAAAGGAAACAAUGUGGAACAUAUGUCAAUGUAUUUAGAUGUGGCAGAUUCGGUAACAUUGCCAUAUGGGUGGAGCAGAUACGCCCAAUUCAGCUUGGCCGUUGUUAAUCAAAUCCAUACCAAAUUGACAAUAAGAAAGGACACUCACCACCAAUUCCAUGCAAGGGAGAGUGAUUGGGGCUUUACGUCUUUCAUGGCUCUUUGUGAUCUUUAUGAUCCCAGUAGAGGGUAUAUUGUGAAUGAUACAGUUGUUAUUGAAGCUGAUGUUGCUGUACGUAAGGUCAUUGAUUAUUGGACAUAUGACUCAAAGAAGGAGACUGGUUAUGUUGGACUUAAGAAUCAAGGAGCAACUUGUUACAUGAACUCUCUCCUUCAAACACUGUACCAUAUUCCUUACUUCAGAAAGGCUGUGUAUCACAUGCCAACAACGGAGAAUGAUAAUCCCACAGGAAGCAUUCCUUUGGCUCUUCAGAGUUUAUUUUACAAGCUUCAGUAUAAUGACACCAGUGUUGCAACAAAAGAUUUGACCAAAUCUUUUGGAUGGGACACAUAUGAUUCUUUCAUGCAGCAUGAUGUGCAAGAACUUAAUAGAGUUUUGUGUGAAAAGCUUGAAGAUAAGAUGAAGGGAACUGUUGUAGAAGGGACAAUACAGAAGUUAUUUGAAGGGCACCAUAUGAACUACAUUGAAUGUAUCAAUGUGGACUUCAAAUCUACUAGAAAAGAAUCAUUUUAUGACCUUCAGCUCGACGUUAAAGGAUGUCGAGAUGUUUAUGCUUCAUUUGACAAGUAUGUGGAAGUUGAACGUCUUGAGGGCGACAACAAAUAUCAUGCUGAGGAUCAUGGUUUGCAGGAUGCUAAAAAGGGCGUCUUGUUUAUGGACUUCCCUCCCGUUCUCCAACUUCAGCUGAAGCGGUUUGAAUAUGAUUUCAUGCGGGAUACGAUGGUGAAGAUAAAUGAUCGUUAUGAAUUCCCCCUACAACUUGACCUUGAUAGAGAGGAUGGCAAAUAUUUAUCCCCUGACGCUGAUAGGAGUGUUCGCAACCUUUACACACUUCAUAGGGCCUUUGGCUCUGUGAGUUUGUUUGACGUCGAGAGAGAGGGAGAGAGACCACAAGCUGAGAGAUGCGAAGCGAUAAUCUAUACGAAUAAGCCACACUCGCUGCGAAGAAACUAUGAUGAUGGGUUGUUGCAUGAUGACGACGAGUUUUGUGGAUUUCAAUCUUACAAUGAAGGAGAAGAAGAAGAAAAAUAA